UAUAAAUUUCGAGUGUUUUUUUUUAUCAUGAAAAGAACUGACAGAAUGUUUAAUUUUUUGUCAAACUGAAAUUUCCAAAAGAUAUUUACUUAUAUUAACCAUUUAAACCAGUGAAUCGAAAGACUUGUUUGUAACAAUUAAGUGAAAAUGGAAAAUAGUUGGGCCUUCAAUUAAAAGGCCUUUGGUAGCUGUUCGUUGUUUGAACUGUAAUCAUCUCGUCUUUGAAUGUGAAUGUUGAUUAUUUAUUGAUACGUUUUCCAUAAAUACAGUUGAUUUCUUUAUUCAUCUUUACCUUUGAUCCUCAUGGCAGAAGUAACAAGUAACCAAUCAAUCGUCAAGUUGGACUGUGGUCACGAUAAAAGUGACGUUUUUUAUGUUCACAAGUGUUUGAAGACAUUUUGUAGAAAGUGUAAACUAGAAAAUCGCUCAUGUGUCUUGUGUAAAUCUGAACUCUUAGAAACUGAUUAUCUCAAAGCAAUUGACAGGAAGAAAUGUGAAGAUGAUUCCGUUUGCAACAAUCAAGCCAUUUUCCAGUGUUUGUGCGGUAAAAAGUAUUUUUGUGAGGAUCAUUUAUUCAAAUUUCAUCGACCAAUUUUACCAUCAAAAAGAUGUUGUGCUGUGAUUCUCAGUUCGGACUUAGAUGACCAACCAUGUUCCAUAUGUAACAACCGUAUCGCUGAAUUUGUGGACAAUACAACUAAUGAGCUUUUCUGUGCUUCAUGUAAUCAGAAUAAUAACUCAGUUAAUAUUGUGCCCAUUGAACUAGACAAUAACAACAACGAUACCGACAACACAAGCAUAGCCAAAAACGUCGAAAUUUAUUGUGCUGAUGUUCGUAAGCGACUGGAUCUAUUGAACAACAAGAUAAAAGAUUAUACGAUCGAGAUAGAAAACGAAAAGGCCGAAUUCAAUAAAGGAAUUGGCCACAUGAGAAGUAAAUUAGAAAGUUACUUGAGUGUCAACAAGGCCAAAAUAGACUCUUUGCGAACGGAAGUAAACAAAGUAAAACAAUUUUCGAAUCAAUUGAAUCGCAGUGAUAAAUUUGGAAUAAUCGAUCUCAUCAAGUCGAAUAAGCUUAACAAUAAACUCGCGGACUCGAAAUUAAAGUUAUGGGUCGAAGAGAUAGUUCAAUCGUAUGUUAUUCCUGAAUUAACCAAAUCGGGUGUAGAUUGGACUAAAGAAUCUGGAAAAGCUUUUCGCGAGUUGGUUCCUGGUCCGCGGAACUGGAAGCUUAAUCAUGGUCCUUUUUUUCCUGACAAUUUUCUCAAAUUAACUUACGACUUAAUCAAAGAACAAAUUUUCCACCGAACUAUCUGUAGAGCUUCAUCUUGUUACUGUGAACAAAACAGUCUCACGAAAAAAUUUUACGACCUUAAGACUGAAUGUAAACUUUCACAAAAUAAUCUGGAUUAUUUUCUCGAUUGCUCAUCAAUCGCUGGUGGUUGUAUAACUCUAUUGAUUGAAACUGGUAAACGAGCUCUUAAUCAGUCUGAUUUUAUCGUCGCUGAAGUUUGUUUUGAAGAAGCUCAUCGAAUCAGUCCGAACAAUUGGAUUGCUCUUGACACUUUAAUGGGUCUUUAUUUCGUUCUAAAUGACUUCAGUAACUGUCUAAAACUUGCGAUCAAAGGUUUGACUGCAGAUUGUAAUUACUUCAAAGCUCGUGUUUUAAUAUCAGAGAUUUUGAAAUUUUCACCAACUUUAAAAUCAGAAAUACCUGUUGAUCUUGAUUAUCUAAUCGAUUGUAGUUCUGCAGAUGAUUUGACAAGAAAAACAAAAAUUUUAGACAAACUCAACAAGACGAAACAACUUCGUGAUGGACAAAAGAAGACUGAAACUCAGCAAGAAAAUGUUCGAAAAUCUCUGCUAUUAGACCUCAAUAUCGAAACGAUUUCGCUACAAUCCUUGAUUUCAGCUUUAAUAGUUGUUAAUAGUGAAAUCGAAAAACAAAAACUCAACCUUAGUACAUUUAUACCAUUGAAGAUCACUGGCAAUCCUCUUUCUAAUCCUCUGUCCAAUGCUAAUACGAUUUCUUCUAAAGGAAACCUUAAUCAAAAUAAUAAACGAAAGAGCCAAGGUCAUGAUCCUUCAGCGAAACGAAAAUCGGGCGAAGAUUUACAGCCGAAAGAUCCAAUAGCCAUCAGCAUGUACGAAAAGAUAUUCACAAUGUUACCAGAAAGUAUUUUAACACGUGAAAUAGUCCAAGAAGAGGAGUUACAGGUACAAACAAAGAACGAAGCUCAAGUGGAACAUUUAAUUUUAACCGUUACCUCUCGAAACAAAUACCAUUCAUCUCAAAAGGCAGACAAGUUCAUCUGCUUAUUGCUGAUCUUUUAUGUUAAUAGCAAACGAAGCCACUGCAAUCAAAUUACCUUCUAA
Molecule: messenger RNA, 2376 nt
Organism: Panonychus citri (citrus red mite)
Lineage: Eukaryota; Metazoa; Arthropoda; Arachnida; Trombidiformes; Tetranychidae
Exons: 2
Coding region: 304-2376 (690 amino acids)
Biological process (GO): chromatin organization
Cellular component (GO): nucleus
Molecular function (GO): nucleosome binding; protein binding
Source: RefSeq, a predicted model, not a curated record